Molecule: messenger RNA, 1652 nt
Organism: Saprolegnia diclina VS20
Lineage: Eukaryota; Oomycota; Saprolegniomycetes; Saprolegniales; Saprolegniaceae
Exons: 4
Coding region: 57-1652 (531 amino acids)
Source: RefSeq, a predicted model, not a curated record
AAAGGAGAAGCAGAACGAGAUGCACUCGGUUUCAACGCAAGAGAUACGAUUGCGGUAUGUCGGACGCCAACGACGUGCGCUCGCUUGUCUGCGCGCUUCCGCACGACCUCUGGAUCAUUCUGUGCUCGCACCAUGCGCGGUGCGUCCUCCUCGUCUCGUCGCUGACGUCGUUUGGAGCCUACGCUCUUGCCAAAUACUAUCGCGACACGGCGGCCAUCGACGCCUUCCCAGCCCACAUUACCUGGCUACUCCUCACGCGUCUCGGUGACGUUGUCCUUGUGGGGUACCCAUGGCUCCUCUCGCAGCCUCGGGCGGCGCGGAGCCUCUACUGCCGCGGCUUUUACGUCUGCCUCGUUGGCGCCGAGCUCGCAUCGGAGCUCGUCUACCUCGCCGCGCCGCCCAACAAACACCUCUGGGAGAGCCCGCGGCACACGACAAGCCUCUUCAAGGUCCUCGUCACUGUCCACUUUGCUCUCUACUUUGCAGUCAUGUACGGGUACCCGUACUACGCGACGAGCAGUCGUCGCAAUUCGACGGUCGCAGCGUGUGGCCCGUCGCUGCACGCGAUCUCUGCAGCUCUGCCUUCUCCACGCCCGCAGCGUGACAUCAGCUAUGUGCAACAAGUCCUUGUCCGUCUCGGCCAGCCACAACUCGCCGGCUACGAUGUCAUGCUCUACUCGGCGGCGUCGAUGGUGCUGCCGUACCUCGAGCCGUCCAUCAACCUCAUCGCGGUCGGGCCUCUCUUCUUCGUGCAUGUGCUCUUGGCGCUCGGCACGCGGUCCCAAUGGCACGCGUCGCGCAGCCGCGGCUUUUGCCUCCUCUUCACCUCGUUCCAGAUGUGCAUCCACGCCCUGCCCACCUUUGUGGUUGAGAACCUUUUUGGCCAAAAUGGCAACGGGUCGUCCAAGAGCAUCUUUGCGACGCUCGCCUACUACGUCCUCAUGGGCACAUACGGGCAUCUCUGGCGCCUCGUUGCGCUCUACGCCACGUCCGAGGAAGACCACGUGAUCUUGCUGACGCUGUUGCAGCUUUUCGAUAGCAUAUUCGGGUACAUGGCAUUCACAGGCACGCAGCGCUUUGACGCAGUCUACGGCCUCCUCUUGCUGUUGACGUUUGGCCGCAUCUUUACGCGCGACAGCAAGUGCCUCAACGACCUCGGCACGUGGCUCCUGAGCAAUUGCCUUGGAAAAGAGUCCGCGCCGGUCCUCGAGCGCGCCCACGUGCAAUGCAGCCGGCUCCUCAAGGCGCGCCAGAACAUGGUGCUGGACCUGGCGAGCUCGCUCAUCAUCCCGAGUCUCUUUGUGCUCGAGAUCUCACUGCAUUGGCGCGUCCUCUCGCCGUCCAUUGCCACUAUGAGUCUGUCGUUUGUGCUCUACUCGGCCCUCGCGCAGUUUCUAACGCGGCUCGCGGGUGGGGCGUGUGCGUGGGUCUACCUCCGCCACCGCGCGGCCACGCUCGGGCUCGAGCUCCCGAAGGAGGCCGCGCUCCCACUUGUGCGACCCGGUACGAUGCUGCCAGCGAUGAACGCAUACUGGGCUACGCACGCGAUGUAUCUCUACGUCUGCGUGGGCUAUGGCGCCAUGAGCGCCAUCAUGCUCCUCGGCAAGCUCUACAUGCAGGUCGUCACCGACGUCGACGUAACGAGACCUUAG